Penaeus indicus is the source of this 2338-nucleotide messenger RNA. RefSeq names its product protein BUD31 homolog (gene l(1)10Bb). NCBI's taxonomy places the organism in Eukaryota, Metazoa, Arthropoda, Malacostraca, Decapoda, Penaeidae. Bases 110 to 544 code for a protein of 144 amino acids. Gene Ontology annotation, cellular component: nucleus; spliceosomal complex. Gene Ontology annotation, biological process: mRNA splicing, via spliceosome. The transcript is spliced from 4 exons. The record is from RefSeq and is a predicted model, not a curated record.
CGUUCGCUAAAGACGCUUUGUUUACAUCGAGGAGAAAACGUUUGUGGAUUUUUACUGUAGGAGGAUUUCGGUUCAUUUCUUGAGUGUUUAUUGAGUCUUUUAAUCCAAAAUGCCUAAAGUGAGACGUAGUAGGAAGCCUCCGCCAGAAGGAUGGGAGUUAAUUGAGCCAACGCUGGAGGAACUGGACCAGAAGAUGAGAGAAGCUGAAACGGAGUCGCACGAGGGCAAGAGGAAGGUCGAGUCCCUCUGGCCCAUCUUCCGCAUUCACCACCAGAGAUCGAGAUACAUUUACGACCUUUUCUACAGACGGAAAGCUAUCAGCAGAGAACUGUAUGAUUACUGCCUUAAGGAGAAGAUUGCGGACCAGAACCUGAUUGCCAAGUGGCGCAAACAGGGAUACGAGAACCUGUGCUGCCUUCGCUGCAUUCAGGCCCGCGACACAAACUUCGGCACCAACUGUGUGUGCAGAGUUCCGAAGAGCAAGUUGGAGGAGGGAAAGAUUGUUGAAUGUGUUCACUGUGGAUGCCGUGGCUGUUCGGGAUGAGGAAGACAUUAUAACAUGUGCAUGAAUCGGCUUCACUUGUCAUGCAGUACCCAGAGACCUGAGGACCAUAAUGUUCUGGCAAUAUUCUAUCAGAAUUUAGUGUAUAGGUUAAAGAUAUUAAAAACAAAUACACAGAAUUUUCCUUUACAGUUCAGAUAGACAGAGGAAUAGAUUUUUUUUUCACAGUUUCAGUUAAUCUUCUAAUUUGAUUAUGGAAUCCCCAUAUGAAUGUUUCUGAAGAUGGUCCAAAAUGUAUUUUUCUUACUUAAUGUUGACUCAUGCACAUGAUAAUUGAUUUUUAUUGUGAUUUUUAAAAACACCGAUCUUUGUCUUUGAGUGGAGAAAAUAAAACAAACACAUCUUAAAGAAGAUAUUUUUCCUUUAUAUACAGUUUGGCUUGGCAAGACAUAAAAAUAUCAUUUUAAAACAAUAAAUAGUUAAAGGACAAGUAAUAGUAAAAAUUGUAAUAGACAAGCCACACACGUAACACCCAGCAGCGGGCGAAGGAGCAUAGAAAGCAGGCCUUCACACUGUUGGACGAGGACGCACGGAAUCAGCGCGAAGGAAGGAGGAACUGGGGAUCUCACUAGGUCCAAAAAACCUCCUCGGAAAAUACAAAAUCGUGUCGGGUUCUUUUAGAGGGGGGAACUGUAGGAAAAAAGUCUCGUAUUGUGACAAAUUUGGAAGAUGUUCCACUAUAUAUAUUUUUUUUUUCUUUCUUCUUUUUCUUUUUUUUCACCUUUCCUUUUUUUAAGAUGGGGGUAUAUGGGGACGGGUUACUGAAUAUACAUCUUGACUUAGGGUAUAUACACAAAUGUUAGCAAAGUAAUUAAUAUAUAUUCCAGUAACCUAAUGGUAAGCAUCUUAUCUUCUGAGAUUCUCUUUUGGAGAUUCUAAUAAAUUGAGUACUUUGGCAGUGGAUUAAUUGGGUGGAAUGUGGUUAUAAUGCUAUAAAAGAAACAAAAAAACUCCUGUCAGACUACCAUUUACAAAAUAUGUAAGGCUAUGAUUUUGUCAAUAAAUAUUUCUCUUUCAGUCAUUCUUUUUUUUGUCCACAAAAACAAAGUAGUAAAAAAAAUAUGCAAGCACAAUUUUUAUAUUUUUUUAUGGAAUAUGUACAAUAAAAAAAACAUCAUAAAAUUCAGUGAACUAAUCUGACAUUCAAAAAAGGCAGAACCCAUCUUCCAAGACUAAUAUGCUAAUUUCUUACCUCAAAAGAUCUAGCCCAAAGUCCUUCCUCUGUUCCGUACAUCCUCAGCCAACGCCUUAAUUGAACAUUUCUUAUGGGACUACCAAGUCUUUGUUUAUCAUUAUUUUUUGUGUAUAUAUUAUAAUGUGAGCUGAAAAAAUGGUUCCAAUAUGGAAUGUCUACUUGCAUAAUAAUAAAAUGACAAAACCCCUAUGUAAAAUAUCUCUACACAAUUUGGACGAUUUGGUACAUUACAUUUUCUGUACAUUUUUUUUGUUUUUUGUAAUGAAAGUGGAAAUAACUUCUGAAUGGCAAAAGAGUAUGAUACAGUCACAGUAAAAAACAUUACUUUUCUGCAAUAGCAUCUUCAUAUUUGGACAAAUGAUCACACAGAACUCAAAACUUCAUCUAUCUUGUUCACAAAACCGCUAACAAUAAACGUAAAUUCUUCGUAUGUGAAUGACUAGGUGCAAAAUAAGAUGGAAAAGGGAAAACACAAGAAGUAACAAGAAACAUUUUCCAGGAGGUUUACUUAGCAGUUCCACAAUCAUGUAUCUUUCUUCCUCAGUGACCCAGGAGACGCAUUAAAGCUAUAACCAACUGAG